AUGAUAGUGGAGAUUCAGACCGACGAGAGUCAGACCGACGAGAGCCUGAUGGACAGCAGGGCUCAGGAGAGGCUAGUGGACAACAAGGUCCAGAAGAAGCUACUGGACAGCAAGGCCCAAGGCAGGGUAAUGCACAAGAUGUCACAGACCAGGGUGGCAGAGAUGAAGAACCAAGGCGUAGACUGCGAAGGCUAUAGCAAGGCACCGUCAACGUCGUUUCACCACGUCAACAACUCGGAUUGGGAUGACACUAUCAACAGACUCGACGGCAUCCCCAGCAACCAAGACCCCAGAUACCGGGAUCGCCUCAACCGUGUGCAACCGGAGAACCUGACCGAGACGUCGCCGGAGACGCUGGCGGAGCGAGCCAAGGAGGCGUGGAAGCGUCUCAGCGACGAGAUGGACAGCUUCUACCGCGCGUCAACGCCCCUGUUGCUGUCUGAUAAAAGGCGUUCCGCGGCGCAGCAGACUACCGCGGCGCAGCAGACUACCGCGACGCAGCAGGGUCCCGUGACGCAACAGGGUCCCGCGGCACAGCAGACCGCCGCAGCACAGGAGGGUACCGCGGCACAGCAGACUGCCGCAGCGCAGGAGGGUCCCGAGGUGCAGCAAGGGUCCCUCUUCACAGCAGGGUCCCUCUUCACAGCAGGGUCCCUCUUCACAGCAGGGUCCCUCUUCACAGCAGGGUUCCUCUUCACAGCAGGGUUCCUCUUCACGGCAGGGUUCGUCGUCGCAGCAGGGUUCUACGACGCGUCCGAGUUCGUCGUCGCAGCAGGGUUCUAUGGCACGUCCGAGUUCCUCUACGAAUCCGAGUUCUACGACGUAGUAGACCCCCCACUUUCAAGUAGUUACACCUGCUAUGAGAGCGAGAGAGGACCUUAA
Molecule: messenger RNA, 882 nt
Organism: Diaporthe citri
Lineage: Eukaryota; Fungi; Ascomycota; Sordariomycetes; Diaporthales; Diaporthaceae
Exons: 4
Coding region: 1-882 (293 amino acids)
Source: RefSeq, a predicted model, not a curated record